Tricharina praecox is the source of this 683-nucleotide messenger RNA. RefSeq lists its product as uncharacterized. Bases 199 to 522 code for a protein of 107 amino acids. Lineage: Eukaryota; Fungi; Ascomycota; Pezizomycetes; Pezizales; Pyronemataceae. The record is from RefSeq and is a predicted model, not a curated record. The transcript has 3 exons.
CGUUAGACCAAUAGGCAUAGCGUAUUUCCAACGCUGGCGGCCUAUCACGGCCGUCGUAUUUGAAAGCAUCCCAAAUGGCACUUCACCAUAUAAACAGGCACGGCGCAACGUAUUUUGUAUUGAAGUAUCAAAGCAUCCACUCUCAUCACCAUCGAAUACUCCAUCUUCAAACACUCAAUCCAUCACAAAAUAUCCGAUAUGUCGUCUCAACCUGCCACUUGUUGUCGUAAGGACGGUUCUCAGUGCAGCUGCGCUGAGCAGGCUAAGUGCUCGUGCGGAGCGCGUAAGGCGCUAGACUGCAAUUGCCAGAAGGCGUCAGAAGAGAAUGUCCUCAGCGGUCCUCGGUGCUCGUGCGCGAAGCGACCAGCCCAGGAGUGCACUUGCGAGAGAGCCGCCGAGGAAAACAAAGUCUCAGGAGCCGCCUGUGAGUGUGGGAAGCGUCCCGCCGAUGCCUGCACAUGCGAGAAGAACCCCGCACUUGGGCUGAGGGAAGGAGAGGUUGAUUUCACGACGAAGGCAUGAGUUUGAGCGGGAUGGGAAUUGUAAUUGGAAUUUGGAACAGCAUUCACUGGGUUGGAGCAUGCGGAAGAUGUAUACUUUUAUGUGUGGGAUCACUACGGUAUGAGCCGAGCUAUACAUGACGAACGAAUUUGUUGUCACUCGAGUACUUUGAAGGAUCCAAG